Messenger RNA from Juglans regia (Persian walnut), 1746 nucleotides. Its product is annotated as protein EXPRESSION OF TERPENOIDS 1-like. Gene Ontology annotation, cellular component: nucleus. Gene Ontology annotation, biological process: positive regulation of DNA-templated transcription. Gene Ontology annotation, molecular function: DNA-binding transcription factor activity; DNA binding. The record is from RefSeq and is a predicted model, not a curated record. The coding region runs from base 557 to 1498 and encodes 313 amino acids. The transcript has 2 exons. Lineage: Eukaryota; Viridiplantae; Streptophyta; Magnoliopsida; Fagales; Juglandaceae.
UCUCUCUCUCUCUCUCUCAAACGCACAGCCAAAAUUACGAACUCAGUUGUAUGGUAGAAAGUGAGAGAGAGAGAGAGAGAGAAACGUUGGUUGUCAUAAAUUAAAUGAGGUUAAAGUGUGUUAAGUAGUAGCAGAAUGGGGUGCAGUUACCAUGGCGGCGUUGCAGAGCUCUAAUUCCGUGUCAGUAUUAUUGCUUCCAGCAACGGAAGAGAAUUGAAACUCUGAUUCCGUGAGGUAAAACCCUCGUCUUCCUCUGUCUUUUACCCUAAAAAAAGGUGUCGAAAAUCCUGCCCGCAAAAGCUGCAAAAUCCCCCCUACAACAAAGAUCACACGCACUCUUAGUCAGAUUCGGAAACAAAAUCAAAGUCAAAACCAACGGUCACUUAAUUAGAACGUCCCACACCAAGGCGAUCAGAAUUCAAACCAUCGAUUGAGUUCCCAGAAAUCAACAAUCGCUGGUCUUCAUGAAUCUGGUUGUUACUUGUUGACGCCAACGUUCUGCUAUGGAUUUUUGGUCAAAAUUGAGGCCAGUCGUCUCGGGUUUUGGGUGCAAGAAAUGGCUGGGUUUUUCUAUCUAGGUGGACGAGAAGGCCCACAAAACAAACAGGAGGAAGAAGAGAAGCAAGAGAAUAGCCAAUUCUUGUACAGAAACGAGGAGAUCUACAACAAAGGGUUCGAGAUAUGGCCACAAUACUAUCAGCAGCAGCAGAACAUGAGCAACUACUACUCGUUUGGAGUGGGUCCUAGUCGAAGGAACCUCAACAGCGUCUCUGAUGAGUCGUCGAGAUCCGGAUUAACGUUGAUAAGGCAAGGAGGAGUAGGAGGAGGCAUGAAUUGCCAAGACUGUGGUAACCAAGCAAAGAAAGACUGUUCCCAUCUCAGAUGCAGAACUUGUUGCAAGAGCCGAGGGUUUCAGUGCCAAACCCACGUUAAGAGCACUUGGGUCCCUGCAGCCAAAAGGCGCGAGCGGCAAGAACAACUCGCAGCUUUACAACAACAACUACAGCAACAGCAAGAUCAACAUCAAGAACAACAACACUUUCGAGGAGAGAAUCCCAAAAGGCAGAGAGAUAAUCAAUUAGGAGCGGCCCCUCUUGCUUGCACUCGUAUACCCAACACCACGUCAGGGUUGGAACGGGGACAAUUCCCAGCUGAGGUGAACUCGCCGGCGGUCUUCCGCUGUGUGAGAGUAGGCGCAAUGGAGGAUCCGGACGAGCAGUACGCGUAUCAAACGGCUGUAAACAUUGGAGGACAUGUUUUCAAGGGAAUUCUCUAUGAUCAAGGCCGCGAAGAUCGUUACACCACAGUCGGAGAGAGUUCCUCUGGUGGCGAUGGAGGCGGAGUUCAACCACUAAAUUUCAUUACGGCAGCCACCACCACCACCACCACAGCAACCACUAGUACCCCAUCUGCAACGUUGCUCGACCCUUCACUAUUUCCAGCUCCACUCAAUGCUUUCAUGGCUGGUACGCAAUUCUUCCCACCCCCAAGAUCGUAAAAACAUCUUUUAGGACGUUGUUUCCCUAGCAAAUCUUGAAAUCUCUCAAUCUAUCUGGAUUUGCUGUCGUCAAGGUUAUAAGUAGUAGUACUUUGUAACACCCAGUGAGCUAGAAGUCACAGGAAUUAGAAACAAGGAUAAGGAUGAGGGGAUGUUUGAUUUUGUUCGAAUUUCAAUUCUGAUUUUCGUGGUAAUUUUGAUCUUAUCAAUGACUGAUUUUUAAUUAGAAACCAUUUGUUCUGUAUGGC